Molecule: messenger RNA, 2415 nt
Organism: Hypoxylon fragiforme
Lineage: Eukaryota; Fungi; Ascomycota; Sordariomycetes; Xylariales; Hypoxylaceae
Exons: 4
Coding region: 120-2258 (712 amino acids)
Source: RefSeq, a predicted model, not a curated record
GCCGCAUUGCUGCAGUAGGGAUAUAUCAAAAGGUACCCGAUUACAUACAACAUUGAAGGUGAAGUCAGUGUAGGAUGUAGUUUCUACUUACCGUGGGUAUUAAUUCUCUGUCAUGAAAAAUGACUAUUAUAGGAAAAUCCCCCUUCUGCUCUUCUUGCCUUCAGAUUUUUGACUCCUCCACAGAGCCUUCGAGUCUAACUUCAGUUUUUCACAUACGCCCUGAUUUUGCGAAGGCCCAUCACCAUUCUAUCGCCUCACUGACGCAUGCAGUGGAAGCCAAAUGUCCUAUAUGCGUUGCGGUAGCUGCCGCCUUGCCCCCUGAGCCCAUCUCUGUCUUGCCAGAUAAAAAUGCGACCAGCUUUCAUAUCACCAAGCACAAAGACGAAUUUCAAAUCACAAUUUUCAUCAAUGUCAAUAAUUUGAAAAGACCAGUUUUCUUUAAAGCGGCUCAAGUGGAAAGAAGUCGAGGUAAUCAUGACAAUGAGCUCGAAGGGUUGAAUCUCUGCCACCACUGGAUCAUGGACUGUGUACGUUCCGAAAGUCCUGAGUUUCACAGCUCGUGCCGGAACCAUCGCACCAGAUCGCAAAAAGCCCUGAGACGUCCUUCCCGUCUUAUUCAGUUAAGCAAAGAAGGCGACGAUGCAGAGCUGUCUUAUACGAUUCGCGAGUAUAUUCCAGGCCAACAGCCAUCGACGGGCUCGCUCUAUGUCACAGUCAGCUGUCCAGACUGGACCGAUGACAUGGCGGCUAGCGGAGAGCUCAGACUUGAGAACGUGCACUCGUGGACUUCGACUUCGCUACUCCCAGGCUGUCUCCGCCAGGCUGCACAAAUUGCAUUUGAUGCUGGCGUUCAAUGCCUUUGGGUUCCUAAGCUCGACCCUAGUUAUACCAAAGACCCAAUCACUACCGCGCACAUAUUUGCUGGAGGUGUAUUUAAUAUCGCCUCUAUGACUUGUGCAAAGUUGUCUGACCCUCUGCUGUCCUCGAGUAGGGAAUUAAGCAGAAUGCCUGUUGUUAGACCGCAAUGGGCCCCGGAGCAGAAACUUGCAAUAUAUAGGAACGAGGGUUUCCAGGAUUCAGUCACUGGUUCUCUCCUGUGGAACUCGGCUCUCUUCUACCAAGCGACUCUCCUCUCCCCUGCCACUCUUUACUGUGGGAAAGACCAGCUCUGGUGGCAAUGCUAUCACGGACGAGGAGCAUUGUGCAGUGAGGCCCUCGCUGUGACUGGUAACCACUGUAGGAGUUCUGAUAAUCAAGAAGAGAUUCUUGGCCAGCUUGCAGUACACAAGCCCUCCAUGUGGGGGCACUACAAAUCAUAUGCGAACUUUGAUCCACCAGUGUCCGUUUCUGAGGCGGGUUCGUCAAACGAUGCCAAUUUUCUUGGGUUUGAGUCAUUCCAGAAAUGCCUGGCUGCAAUGUGGACAAAGACCAUCGCAGCAUAUUCCAUGACUAGUAUACAAACAACGGAAGACAGAGCUGCCGUGAUCAAUAGUAUAGCUGAAUGUGUACCGCUACUGGCUGCGCCCGGGGCUGCUGGCCUCUUUGACUCUCUGACAUAUGCCCACGGCUGUUGGUCUGCAGACCUCGUGGAACAACUUGCUUGGGACGUUGUAUGUGAUUAUGGCGAGGGCAGCCGAGGGCUUCCUUAUCGGAACAAUACUACGGAUCGCUUUCCAACAUGGUCGUGGCUAAGCAUUCCUGGAAGAGUGAGCUUUGCGUUCCCGAUCUCGACGCACCCUAGGAUUACUACGAGCAGCAUGCUACCCGACGAACCUUUCCUUUCUCCGGUAGCGAAGGCGCGCUUCUCUACUGCUGAAGAAUAUAGCGCUAUUGGAGUUGCUACUUCUGGUAGUGCGCGAGCUUGCGGAAGUCUAAUUCCUGCGAGAGUGCAGGCUCUGACUGCAGAGGAAUACUUCGCUGCAUUGCAGCUAGAAGGUCUGGGGAGAGGGCAUGUGAAAUGGGACUGCCGCGACGAGCUCGACCGUGCUCUCAAAGGGAGGGGGGAGAAUGAGAGCGAUGCGUAUCGUGCUUGGCCUAUAUAUGCCCACCAAUACGAAGAUCGUGGGGUACUUGGGGUCAGAGGCCUGCUGCUGCGACGGAUUGAAAAUGGCCAGUGCCAAGUAUUUGUCCGCUGUGGUUGGUUCCAGUACCACGGUCAAGCCGAAGGUGAUAAGGAUGAGCCUUUGGUGUUGGAUAAAACUGUGGUGUUUCAACAAGGCGAUGAGGCGGGUUUAGAGGAGGAAUUCAUAAUCGUUUGAAAUAAUUAAAUGCUUAUCUCGACUUGUAUCCUGCAUGAACAUCUGUAAAGUGUAAACCCCUCGAAAAAGGGGGGUAGGUUUGUGGAUAAGGCCAAUGCAGCUUACAUGCAUAUCUCAGACUCUCUUAGUAGCAUAUUCAAAUACCAAGCACUUUGGA